UAGAACACAUCGAAAAUAUGGCCGCAAAGCUUGUUCUACUGCCAUUGGCUGUACUGGUCUUCGUAACUAUCCAACGUGGAUUGGCAGGGCACGCUCAUAGUUUCGUCCACUUUCACGGACCGGUCGAAGGACCCGGACACGAAGUAGUUGUCCACGAUAAGCAUGGCCAUCAUCAUGUAGACUACGUCGCGCAUCCCAAAUACGAAUUCUCGUAUGGCGUCGAAGAUCAUCACACGGGCGAUUACCACGGGCAAAAGGAACACAGAGACGGGAAAAAGGUAGUGGGCGAGUACACCAUCAAGGAACCAGGCGGCAACACCAGGACCGUGACUUACCAUGCUGAUCCUCACGGAGGAUUUUUUGCUCACGUUCAUAACUCCGGCGGUAAUAACCAUCACGGUGGUACAUAUGGCGGUUAUGGGCAUCACUGAAGGCAUCAAGAGACCCCUAAGUAUGAUAUAUGACGA
Molecule: messenger RNA, 467 nt
Organism: Pseudomyrmex gracilis
Lineage: Eukaryota; Metazoa; Arthropoda; Insecta; Hymenoptera; Formicidae
Product: cuticle protein 19-like
Exons: 3
Coding region: 18-431 (137 amino acids)
Cellular component (GO): extracellular matrix
Source: RefSeq, a predicted model, not a curated record